AUGAGCAUCUCAAUGCCAUCAGGAUUUGAAUUAUCCACACCAUUCUUAGAUCUAUUCCGCUCAAACGAAACCACCCAGCCGUCGAACCAUUCCACAGAUUACGCAUCUCCAUUUCUGACGUCGUUAUCGCCAACAUUUCUAACCACAUCCCCAAGUAAAAAAAGUUCAGUAUCGCCCUAUGACACUCCGCUGAUCACAGCGCUAAAAAUCUUCACAAUUUUGAUAUCCCCGAUCGGCUUGGUUGGCAACAUUUUAACGAUCGUAGUCAUGAGGAAGAAGCCGUUUUUGGCGUCGUCUGCAUGCGUUUAUCUGCCCGCCAUCGCAAUUUUCGAUAUUUUAACGUUGGUGACAAGCGUUCCAAAUGAGUGGACUUCGUGGUAUAACAUUCAGUACCCAACGUGGUUGUGUUGCUUGCAUAGAUUCAUUAACUACUCAACCGGAGAUAUUUCUGUGUGGAUUUUAGUUGCAUUCACGAUGGACAGAUUCAUCGCCGUGUGCUUUCCAUUCAAGAAACAACUCUUCUGCACGCCGAGAAAAGCGCUGUUAACGGUUUUUAUCUGCACCUUGUUGGCCGUUUUCAAGAAUGCACACGUUUUUUGGACUCGCGGAUACGUGGAGAGCAAAGCUAAGUGCACGAAGGUCAGUCGUUAUAGAACGUUUGAAGAUACAAUUAGACCGUACAUAGUUCUCGUUACUGUGAGCCUGUUACCUUUUUUCUGCAUUCUGAUUUUCAAUGGAUUUAUAAUACAUCAUUUAUUGAAAUCGAGUAAAACGAAGCCGAAAUCAUUUUCUGGUAGAAGAGUGAGUGCUGCCAAAAAUUCUCUUUCGACUGGAGAAGCUCAUAAUACAGAGAAGGAAAGUGGCAAGAGAGACAAGAAGUCCUUUUACCAAACGACAGCAAUGUGCUUGAGUGUUUCAUUCGCUUUCCUCGUCCUAUAUUUCCCGACUAUCGUGGUUCAAAUUUGCAAAGAAUCCAAAGAAUUCGAUAAAAAUGAUACUUUUGAAGUAAUCAGAAACAUCUCAAACAUGUUGCCUUUAGUCAACCAUUCCAUCAACUUUUAUUUGUAUUGUUUAACAGGUGUCCGCUUCAGAAACGAAUUGAAGGUGUUAAUUUGUGGUAAAAAAGUUGAAUCCUACUCCAUCUUCAGCGCAUUCAACCCGAAACGUUCAAGCCAGGCAGCUUCAGUGGUCAUGAGUGACCUGCAGAACAGCCAUGAACACAAACUAGCCGGAACUGCCAUCGCUUUGGCUAUGGGACGCAAUUGACCUUGACAUUUUGUUUUUUACAUAUGCAUAUAUAUCAUACGAACAAAUGUAAAUAUAUACGUAUAUAUAUAUAUAUUGUCAUUUAGCAUUAUUUUAAUAACACAACUAAGUAUUAUUUGAUUGAUUAGUUAGCUCAGACGGUAAAAGUGCCACGUUAUUGCAUGAUAACCAGAUUCGAAUACUAUCUAUGAAAAAUUCAAAGACUAUCAGACGCCAAGGGUGUAUGACAAGUUUAAUGUGUGUGGAUGGUGUACAAGUACAACAUAUAUUAAAUAUAUAUGUAUGCUUGUGCGUACAUAUGAUAUGUGCAGCUGUGUAUAUACGCCGCGUGGAAUGAAUUAUACAUACAAGGUUUGAUAGAUUGAUCAAGGAACAUUUUGUAAAAAACCCCGCGCUUCGCAUGGCUUCAUAAUAAAUAGAAUAUCUUUAAUUGAACAUGUUCCCAAAAUAUGACUUUUUUAAGCACUUGUUCCACACAUAAAUACACGGCACGGACUAAAUUAUUCUCCUACAAAUCAAAAGUCGUUUACGGCGGUCUUGUUUGCCAAACAAAUACACACUCAUACCAUGGAAUCCUAAGUAUCCUUGAUUCAAACGCACGCAGGCACAUAAACACACGCACACAUACACGCACACAUAUAUAUAAAGACAUACAUCUGGCCUAUCUUCAUCAUUAGGAUGAUGAACAAACAAAUGUAGCCAGGCGGCCAUAUAUUUGCCAUCAUCGAGUGUUGAGAAAAAUGACCGCGGCAAAUAUGUACCUGAGAUAAACAACGCUCCAAGAUUAAUGCCCUGCUUACGGUCAUAUACAGACACAGACAGACACACAGAGACAGACAGGCACACAGAAUUAUUGUUUCAUUUACAGUGUCACUCUUUACUAAAUGAAUAUUGAUAAGUUACUGUAAUAAGUAAGGGCAUACUGGAGAUUAAAUGAUCGUUGACUGGUUAACUUACAAUCGUCAAUGUGAAAAAUUAAAAUUGACCUUAGUUUGUGGUUUUAUUAUGCUUAAUCUGUAAUAAUGAUAUAUAAUGUAUAAAGUGAUUACUGACAUAUAUUUAUUCAAAAGAUUGACAAAAUUACUUUACAUGUUGCAUCUUUACAUAAUUUAAUAAUUAAAUAAAAUUUAUCUUCAAAAAUAAAAUCGUCGCUCAGAAAAAAUUCUGAAAUUUCCACAAACGAAAACAUUUUCGUUCAGGUGAAGAAAUUCAUUGAUAAGCAUCACUGCAACGACCCCAAAUGUUUCAAUUUUGAUAAAUAAAUUGAAUAAAUACAAUGACUAUAUUAUAUUAUAUAUACUUAUCACUAUAAAAUAUAAAUGUAAUAU
Molecule: messenger RNA, 2594 nt
Organism: Helobdella robusta
Lineage: Eukaryota; Metazoa; Annelida; Clitellata; Rhynchobdellida; Glossiphoniidae
Exons: 1
Coding region: 1-1266 (421 amino acids)
Biological process (GO): G protein-coupled receptor signaling pathway
Cellular component (GO): membrane
Molecular function (GO): G protein-coupled receptor activity
Source: RefSeq, a predicted model, not a curated record